Puma concolor (puma) is the source of this 1785-nucleotide messenger RNA. NCBI's taxonomy places the organism in Eukaryota, Metazoa, Chordata, Mammalia, Carnivora, Felidae. The record is from RefSeq and is a predicted model, not a curated record.
AUGGGACUUAAAGGAGUGCCUGUCUUCCAGCUUCAGAUUUUGGUCACUUUUGGACAAAAUCGAAGCUGCCUUGGGAUGCUCAAGGUGAAAGUUUUGCCUGUUCCCUCCAGCCUGAUCUCUUUCCUGAAGCAAGCCUCGAAUAUCACCAUCCUGGAGGACCUGCCCCCCGGGGGUAAGGUGGUUCAGGUCCGGGCCCGGGGCUUCGACGUGCGCUACGAAAUCCUCUCCCCGGUGCCCUGCCCCCUCUUCUCCAUCGGACGUGCCGACGGUGUGAUUCGCACCACCGCGCCUCUGGAGUUAGCGCAGGCCCCGGGCGCGGCGGUCACUAGACUGCGAGUGAAGGCCUACGAACGGCUCAGGCCGUGGGCCAGCGUGGAGCUCGAGCUCACGGUGAACGUGCGCUCGGUCAACCGCUGGCCUCCGCGCUGCCUCCCAGCGAUGCUGGUGACUCAAAUCCCCGAGACGACGCCGGUGGGCACCGUGCUGAACACCUUCACUUGUGCUGAUCCAGACUCUCCCGGCUCCAUCCUCGACUACCAGCUGCAGUUCCACAGCCCUCCUGGCUCAGCUAGCCUCUGCCUUCGAGACAGGGUCCUGGAGGUGAAUGCCACACUGGACUGUGAUGCUCGUGGGGCCUGCUUUCAGCAUGCAGCCUCCAUCCUGGUGCUCGAUGGUGGUCAGCCCCUGAUGACCACUGAGGUGCCAGUACUGGUGAUGGUGACUCCUGUGAACGAGUUCUCCCCAGCCUGUGUCCCACACAAGUUCCGGAUCCGGGAAGAUUCAGGGCCCCACACUCUACUGGGCUCUGUGGUGGGCAUGGACAAGGAUUACCCACACAACAACAUUGAGUACUACAUCUCUGGCGGGCCUACCAUCUUUUCUGUGGACCGUCUCAGUGGGGAGGUUCAUCUCCUGGGAUCUUUGGACUAUGAGCUGCAGACAUUAUACAGGCUCAAUGUCCUGCUGAUUGACCAUGGCCAAGACCAGGACCCCACUCACCACCGCUCUGGUUCCUGUACAAUUACCAUUGAGGUUGAGGAUGUGAACGACCAUGCCCCGGAAUGUCAGCCUCCAUUUCAGGAACUCACCAUCUACGCUCUCCUGGGCCAUAGUGUGGAGGUGACCAAGGUGUCAUGUUGGGUUCCUCAGGAGCCACAGCGUCUGGCCUUCUCCUACAGCAUUGUGGGAGGGAAUAGUCAGAGCCGAUUCAGCCUGCAAGGAGCCACCCUGGUGUACAACAACAUCUUGUUGGGGCCUCUCUGGCCAGAGCAGUUCUAUACUUAUGAGCUGUUGAUCCGUGUGGCCGAUGCAGGUCCCUCCAUCCCCCACCUCAGUACCACAGCCACCGUCAGUGUGCAUCUAAUUCCCUGGAGCGCCAGCACAGUGGCCACCCGCACCCACAGAUCCACAGUGCCUUCAGUGAUGACACCCCUGCUUGUGACCGACACAGAGGCUUUCUGGCAGCCGGAGCCCUGGUUUGUGGUGGUGCUGACAGUGACCAGCGCCCUCUUUGUCUUGGCUCUGGGCUGGCUCCUCCUCAGGCUCUUCCAGGGGUUGGUCCAGAUGCACCAGACACCAAGCAAACCAGCCCAGGCUUUGCUACUAAACGGCAUCCAGGGAACUGAGGAGUCCAUUCAGGGGUUCAUGGAGGCACCGAGAAUGGAGAUGUCCCAGGCACCCAGCAGUGUCGACCUGAGCUUGCACUUUGAUGGCAGAGCACAGGACUCCCGCACAGGCAGAGAUUACCUGUUCAACACGCUCACAGGAGCCCGGCGCUGGCUCUGA